UGGAAACCGAAAUAUGCUGAUGGCGCCUGCUCACAACGUGGUCAUCCUGGGCGGCGGCAUCUCUGGUCUGACGCUGGCCUACUUCCUGCGCCAGGCGCUGCCAAAGGCCGUCGCCGACAGCACGCGUAUCCGCGUGCUGGACGCCAGCACCACACCAGGCGGCUGGGUGCAGACUGCCAAGCGUGGGGGGUUUCUGUUUGAAGAAGGGCCCAGGGGCUUCCGGCCGUCGCGCAAUGGUACCGAGAUGUUGCGACUCAUCGAGCAAUUGAAUUUGCAGGACUGUAUGCAGGCUGUGGACCCGGCAGCACAGGCGCGCUACAUCUUGCGUGACGGAAACGUGGAGAAGCUGCCAACGUCGCUGCUGGAGGUGCUACAUUGGCCGCUGUCGCUAGACGUUGCCCGUGCGGCAUUGCACGAGAUGUUCGUCAAGUCAGGAACCGUCGAGGACGAGUCAAUAUACAAGUUUAUAUCCAGGAGGUUUAGCCCUUUGGUGGCUGAAAGGCUACUGGACCCCAUGGCUUCUGGCAUCUUCGGCGGUGACAUCAGGAAGCUCUCCAUACGCUCGUGCUUCCCCAUGCUGUUGGACUUGGAGAAGAAACACGGGUCAGUGGUGAAGGGCGUGCUCUUCGGUGGCUUCAAGACGGUCGACAAGCUGCUGGACGGCACUAAUAAGUCGGAAUUCGUCAAGAAACACGAGAAGUCUGUCAGUGUCUCCUUCAGCGACGACAGUAUCGAGAACAACCCGAUGGCCGAUCUACAGCUAAACACAAAGGUGACGAGACUGGAGGUUCAUGGACUUAAUAGCGCUUCGGCCAAAGGGACGCGCUUUGUGGUGGAGAGCAAGGAUCCUACGUCUGGGGAGAUCCGGGAACCAAUUCGAGCCUCACACUUGUUCUCUACGAUUCCAGCAUGUUAUUUGGCCCCAGUAGUAAAGGAUACAGCGGCAGGCUUGGCUGAGGCACUGAAUGAGAUCAAGUUCGUGGACAUGGGCAUGGUGCAUGUUGGGUACAACGAGAAUGUGCUGACAACUGAUGGAUUCGGCUACCUGAUUCCAUCUUCAGAGCAUGAGAAGAAUGAGCGCAAGAUGCAGACGCGUCUGAGUGUCAUGAGCGGCGGCGCGCACUUCCGUGAUGUGGCAUCGCAACCCGAAGGAGAGCUUGAACGCUACGCCCUAGAUGCGUUAAAGCGGCACCUCGGCAUCACGCAGAAACCCGACUACGUGCGUGCUAUGGCCAUGACGAACGGAAUCCCUCAAUACCACGUGGGCUUUGGUCAGACUCUGCAGCGUAUUGAGAAGCAGAUUGCUCGCAACGCCCCGGUCUCGAGCUCAGGCGGCUCGUACCGCAAGGGCGUCUAUCGAGCACCUUCCAAACCGGCAAAUACUAGCAGCACUAUUAACGACCAGAACCCAACAGAAGGCAGCCAUCUCAUUAGUGGCAGUGAACGUGUCAAGUUUCAUCGAAGACCAGUGUUACCACGUCUACAAGCAGAGCCACCGGAAGUGCUACUGGCGCCUACAUACGUUGUCCCCACACUGCCACUCAAACAUCGAGAUGUAAAAGAAUUGAAUUCUCCCCAUGUAGCUGCUGAAGUUCUCGAAGGAGCCACGCGGUCUGUGAGCAUUCAGACAAUCUAUCGUGACUCGGAAGCGCAGACAGAUCCAUACACACCUGACUAUACCAUCCAGAAGACUGCUACCGGUAUUCCACCAGAGAUAGAGGCACUCGUGGGGUUGAAAUAUGCUCGCGGACAGCUUCCAAUUGGUCACGCUGAGCUGGAACUCAUUGAGCGCAACCGCAACAAACGCGCUUUCGAGACAUCUUUACCUCCUAUGACGGACGAAGCCAGCUUGUUGCUGCGUAAGGCCAUGCUGGAAGCUCAGGAGACGCGUGAAUGGGCAUAUCGUGAAGCUGAGAUCGAUGCAUUCCAUGAUCAACGUGCGGAUCUGCUACAACAAGCACUGGCAGAGCGAGAAAAGGAGAACGCUUUUCUUUCGGAGCAACGACUCGAAGCACUUCGUCAACGCCUGCUUCACGAAAAAGAAAAUGCACUUGAGGCUAUUCAACAGGAGCGGGUAACAGCACUGAGAAAAUUGACCAAGAAACGAGUUGAGAGGCAACACGAACGCGGAUUCGGAACGCCAAAGCCAGAACGAGGACGUGACUUCAUUGCUGAAUAUGCCAACUUCGGUUCCCAAGUGUAUGCUCCUAUCACACGUGAUGGAAAGGCCGGUAAGGUGAAAGUUCGUGAAUCGGGCAUCGGGAAGCCUCGAUUCCUGCAGUUUGAUGCUUUGCGCGAGCUCGAGAGCGCCUUGCCUGCACAAAUGGUACAACCUACUGCCGUCCAAAAUAUGAUGUUCGAAGGCAAGGAGAGACGUGAUGAGCUUAUCGCUGAACUUCGUGCAGCGGACGAUCAGCUGGUGCUACAACGCCGCAAUGAGCUCGCCCUCCUCCCAGGAUCUGGUGCUGAGGGGAUUGAUCGUGUGGCCAACGCAGCGAAAACACGUGUGGAGGGUGAAGUUGUGUCUGAAAUGUUCGACUUUUUGUCGAAAGAGCUCUCUCGAUCGCGUGAAAUGGCCAAGAUGCCGCUGGUGUGGAUGGAAUUGUGCUGCAUCUGGAAGAUGAACUAG
This is a messenger RNA of Phytophthora infestans T30-4, 2629 nucleotides long. Its product is annotated as protoporphyrinogen oxidase, putative. NCBI's taxonomy places the organism in Eukaryota, Oomycota, Peronosporomycetes, Peronosporales, Peronosporaceae. Gene Ontology annotation, biological process: porphyrin-containing compound biosynthetic process. The coding region runs from base 14 to 2629 and encodes 871 amino acids. The transcript is spliced from 6 exons. The record is from RefSeq and is a predicted model, not a curated record. Gene Ontology annotation, molecular function: protoporphyrinogen oxidase activity, oxygen as acceptor.